This is a messenger RNA of Hansenula ciferrii, 3261 nucleotides long. RefSeq names its product putative threonine-rich GPI-anchored glycoprotein. The record is from RefSeq and is a predicted model, not a curated record. The transcript has a single exon. The coding region runs from base 1 to 3261 and encodes 1086 amino acids. NCBI's taxonomy places the organism in Eukaryota, Fungi, Ascomycota, Saccharomycetes, Phaffomycetales, Wickerhamomycetaceae.
AUGAAAUCAUUCCUUCGUUUGUUUUUGUCAUUAGGGUUAUUAGCUACUAUUGCUAGUGCCAUUGCUGCUCCAAAAGCUGAAGCUAUUCCAUGGGCCAGUGCUAACCCUCACGCUGCUGCUGCUGCUAAUGCUUUUGCUGAUGCUUAUGCUGAAGCCAUUGCUUUAGCCCAUCCAGAUCCUGAAGCCUAUGCCUAUGCUGCUAGUGCUGAUGAUUGUGCCACUAUUGGUUGUCAUGCUUCUUGUGGUUUAUUAAUUGUUGCUGGUCAAGAAUGUUCUAAGAAUACUGAAAAUACUUUCCAAGGUCCUUAUAAUACCACUUGUUUAUGUUCUGCUGGAUCUCAAUUCAACCAAUACUAUGCUCCAUGUAUGAAUUGUGGUUGGACUUUAUGGAAAUAUUAUGGUGGCUACGUCAGUUCUGCUUUAGCUGCUUGUGAAACUUUAUCAACUGAACCAACCGGUACUUUAAGAUGCUCUACUACUUUAACUGAUUCAUAUACCAUUGAUACUAGUAUGAGAGCUUGUGAAUACACUGGUGGUUGUCCAACAACUACUUCUACCACUUCAUCAAGUUCUACUUCUACAUCAUCAUCUUCAAGUGUUGCUUCUUCUACGUUAUCAUCAUCUUCAUCAUCAUCAAUACCAAGCUCAACAAGUGCUGCUUCCACAUCAAGUUCUACAAGUGCUGCCGUCACUUCUAGCUCAAGCUCAUCAACAACCUCUGUUUAUGUUGGUAUCACCAAUACUGUUGAAACUGAUUUAGUCUUCACUCAUACCUAUGUCCCAGGUGGUUCUUUAGAAGAUUGUUUCACCACAACUAAACAAUUCCCAGUUGCCACUAACAAUCCAAUCGAUCACACCGUUGAAUCAUGGACUGAAAGAGAAGCUCUAGAAGAUGGUACUUACAAAUUCAAUGAAUACAUUGUAUUCAAAUUCAAUGAAGAUCAAGAAGAUAUUACUGAUAUUAAAGUCUUAACUGACUCAACUUACACACUUGCACCAUUAUUACCAGUCUCAGAAUACUGGAUCAAUUUGAAGCAAGGUUUCUUUGGUCAUUUUAUCUCAAGAUCUACAAAUUUGCCAGCUUACAGUAUUGCUCUUGUUAUCACUAAAGGUGAUAAAAAAUUGUUAUAUACAUAUACUUGUGACAAUAGAUUUGCUGUUAGAUAUAUGGAACUUGAUCUUGGUGAUUAUGAUUCAUGUCAAGCUUGGGGUACAAUUGGUUACUGGGGUAGCCCAGAUCUCUACUGUAAGCAAAGAAGUGAAGCUGCUACUACUACUAUUGAUUUCAGACCUAAAGCUUCAUCUUCAGCUGCUUCAUCCUCUUCAGUUAUAUCAUCAGAAUCAUCAGCUGUUUUAUCUUCAUCCUCUGUUGCUUCAUCUUCUGCUAUUGCUUCAUCAUCAGAAUCAUCAGCUAUCUCAUCAGAAUCAUCAGUUUCCUCUUUUGAAUCAUCAGUCGUCUCAUCAGAUUCAUCAGCUAUCUCUUCAGAAUCAUCAGUUGUCUCUUCAGAUUCAUCAUCAAUUUCUUCAUCAGAAUCAUCAGCUGUGUCAUCAAGUGCUCCAAUUGGUUCAGCCAUUUCCUCAGAUGGUUCUUCAGAAUCUUCAGCCAUUUCCUCAAAUGCUUCUUCAGAAUCUUCAGCCGCUUCUUCAGUUGCUUCAGCUAUCUCUUCAGAAUCUUCAGCUGUUUCAUCAGAAUCUUCAGUUGCCUCAUCAGCUGCUUCAUCCUCAGAAAUUUCAUCAGUUGCUUCAUCAGCCUCAUCAUCAGUUUCAGCAUCAGCUUCAUCUACUGAUGAACUUUCAUUAGAUGGUGAACUUGUCAACAAUAACCCAGAAUGGACUUUAAGAAUCCCUUCAGCUUAUGCUCCAUGGACUUCAAUUUCUAUUGAAGCUUCUCGUGGUAGUGUUAACUUUAAAUAUGACUCAGCUGUUAUUACUGUUAAUGGUGAAUCACAAUCUGUUACACCGGAAGUUUUAGAAGAAUCAAUUACAAUUAAUAUUGAUUUUACUAUUAAUGAUGGUCAAGUCUUAGAAGUUGUUUUCGGUGGUACAAGAGAUACUAGUGGUCCAUUAACUGCUAAUGUUGAUUUAGUCAUUACUACUGCUGAUGGUAAAAGAUUUGCUAAGAGAGCUACUCAAACUUUCAACUUGAGUAAUACUAUUGAAGAGCCAACUGUUGGUACUUCAUCUGGUGUUUCUUCUGCUGCUUCAUCGGUUGCUUCAAGUGUUUCAUCAGUUGCUUCAUCUGUUUCCUCUGCUGCUUCAAGUGCUUCAUCCGCUAUCUCUUCAGCUUCAGAUGCUUCAGAUUCUUCAGCUGCCUCAAGUGCUUCAUCUGAUUUAUCAUCAGCUUCAUCAGCUAUCUCUUCAGCUUCAAGUGCUGCCUCAUCAAUUUCAUCUGAUGUUGCUCCACAAUCAACCUCAACUACUGCUGUUUACCAAAACUCCACCACUUUAGUUACUGUUACUUCAUGUGAUGAAGAUAAAUGUUCAGAAGUUCCAUCAACUGCUUUAAUUUCAAUUGCUACUACUACCAUCAAUGGUGUUGUUACUUCAUACACAACUUAUUGUCCAUUAACUACCACUUCAGCUCCUGUUCCAGCUCCAACUACUGUUACUGAAGAACAAGAUUCUACUAAAACUACUUUAGUCACUGUUACUUCUUGUCAUGAAGAUAAAUGUUCAGAAGUUGUUUCAACUGCUCAAGUUUCAAUAGCUACUACUACUGUUAAUGGUAUUGUUACAUCAUAUACUACUUAUUGUCCAUUAACUACUGAAACUGGUGUUAAAACUAGUACUCAAACUAAAGAUGAAUUGAGAACUGUUACUGAAAACUCCACUAAAGUCAUCACAGUCACUUCAUGUCAUGAAGAUAAAUGUUCAACUUUUGAAUCAACUACUGAAGUUCCAGUUACUACUCAUGUUGUUAAUCCAUCAGGUUCAAACCCAGCUCCAUCUGAUGUUACUUCAUACAUCAAUCAAGUUUCAACUUCUUAUUACACAAAUGUUGAAAAAGGUACCACUGUUACUUCACAAACUGUUGAAACUAAUGUUGGUCCAGCUCCAUCUCAAGUUGGUUCAACUUCAAGAACAGGCGGUGCUUCCACUGCUGCUUCAACUGAUGUUUCAACUCCAGUUGUUCAACAACAAACUGAAGGUUCAAGUACAACAGGUACUGCUACUACAGCUCAAAUUUCCACAUUUGAAGGUUCAGCAUCAAGAUUAUUAAGCUCAAGUAUUUUUGGUUUAAUCUUUAUGUUAUUCAUUUAA